UUUUGAGUGACACUGGCCAAUUAGAGGGUGUGGAAGCUUGCAUUAUGGAUGGAAUUAAUCCUGGAAGUUAUAUUAUAGGAGGUUGGAGUUCUGUCACUGUUGAGGUGCUACCUUUGUGUUCAUUCUUGUUUUUUUCCCCUUCUCUUUCUUGUUUAUUUGAUUUAUUUAUUUGUCUACUAUUUCACAGAAUUGAUUGGAAUACAUGAUUGGAUAUGGUUGAUGAUUGAUGGAUGAGAAUUUCUAAUACUGGCCAGGAUCCUGCUCCAUCCAGUGUGGUCCGGUCUUCUCCGUCCUUACCACAAUAAGCCGCCUGCGUUGGAGAUGCAGAAGACCUG
Molecule: messenger RNA, 335 nt
Organism: Aspergillus candidus
Lineage: Eukaryota; Fungi; Ascomycota; Eurotiomycetes; Eurotiales; Aspergillaceae
Exons: 1
Coding region: 45-206 (53 amino acids)
Source: RefSeq, a predicted model, not a curated record